AUGUCAGAUCAAUCAAAUACACCUCCUACUACUCCUACUACUCAGGAUUAUCCAUCAUUACAACAAGAUUUACCAUCUCAUUUCUUUGGUUUAAAUUCAGUCUCAGUUGCUGAACCAUCUAAAGUUACUGAUUUUGUUAAAUCUCAUCAAGGUCAUACUGUAAUCUCCAAAAUUUUAAUUGCCAAUAAUGGUAUUGCUGCAGUUAAAGAAAUUAGAUCAGUUAGAAAAUGGGCUUAUGAAACCUUUGGUGAUGAAAGAGCUAUUCAAUUUACUGUCAUGGCAACUCCAGAAGAUUUAGAAGCUAAUGCAGAAUAUAUUAGAAUGGCUGAUCAAUUCGUUGAAGUUCCAGGUGGUACUAAUAACAAUAAUUAUGCCAAUGUUGAUUUAAUUGUCGAAAUUGCUGAAAGAACUAAUGUUCAUGCUGUUUGGGCUGGUUGGGGUCAUGCUUCUGAAAAUCCACUUUUACCAGAAAGUUUAGCUGCUUCUCCAAAGAAAAUUGUCUUUAUUGGUCCUCCAGGUUCUGCUAUGAGAUCUUUAGGUGAUAAGAUUUCUUCUACUAUUGUUGCUCAACAUGCUAAAGUUCCAUGUAUUCCUUGGUCAGGUACUGGUGUUGAUGAAGUUCAAAUUGAUGAAAAAACCAAUUUAGUUUCUGUUAGUGAAGAUGUUUAUUCUAAAGGUUGUUGUACUAGUCCAGAAGAUGGUUUAGUUAAAGCUAAAGAAAUUGGAUUCCCAGUCAUGAUUAAAGCUUCUGAAGGUGGUGGUGGUAAAGGUAUUAGAAAAGUUGAUAAUGAAGAAAAUUUUAUUACUUUAUAUAAUCAAGCUGCCAAUGAAAUCCCAGGUUCUCCAAUUUUUAUUAUGAAAUUAGCUGGUGAUGCCAGACAUUUAGAAGUUCAAUUAUUAGCUGAUCAAUAUGGUACUAAUAUUUCCCUUUUUGGAAGAGAUUGUUCUGUUCAAAGAAGACAUCAAAAGAUUAUUGAAGAAGCUCCAGUUACUAUUGCCAACAAGGAAACUUUCCAUGAAAUGGAAAAUGCUGCAGUUAGAUUAGGUCAAUUAGUUGGUUAUGUUUCUGCUGGUACUGUUGAAUAUCUUUAUUCUCAUUCUGAAGAUAAAUUUUACUUUUUAGAAUUAAAUCCAAGAUUACAAGUUGAACAUCCAACUACUGAAAUGGUUACUGGUGUCAAUUUACCAGCUGCUCAAUUACAAAUUGCUAUGGGUAUUCCAAUGCAUAGAAUUAGAGAUAUUAGAACCCUUUAUGGUGUUGAUCCUCAUACUACUACUGAUAUUGAUUUUGAAUUCAAAACUGAAAGUUCAUUAGUUACUCAAAGAAGACCAGCUCCAAAGGGUCAUUGUACUGCUUGUCGUAUUACUUCUGAAGAUCCUGGUGAAGGUUUUAAACCAUCUGGUGGUUCCUUACAUGAAUUAAACUUUAGAUCAUCAUCAAAUGUUUGGGGUUAUUUCUCAGUUGGUAAUCAAUCUUCAAUUCAUUCAUUUUCAGAUUCUCAAUUUGGUCAUAUUUUUGCCUUUGGUGAAAAUCGUCAAGCUUCUAGAAAACAUAUGGUUGUUGCCCUUAAAGAAUUAAGUAUUAGAGGUGAUUUUAGAACUACUGUUGAAUAUUUGAUUAAAUUAUUAGAAACUCCAGAUUUUGAAGAUAAUACCAUUACAACUGGUUGGUUAGAUGAAUUAAUUACCAAGAAAUUAACUGCUGAAAGACCUGAUCCAAUUGUUGCCGUUGUUUGUGGUGCUGUUACCAAAGCUCAUAUUAAGGCUGAUGAAGAAAGAAAAGAAUUUACUCAAUCUUUAGAAAAAGGACAAGUUCCACAUAAGAAUAAUUUAAAAACUGUUUUCCCAGUUGAAUUUAUUUAUGAAGGUGAAAGAUAUAAAUUUACAGUUACUAAAUCUUCAGAAGAUAAAUAUACUUUAUUCCUUAAUGGUUCUCGUGUUGUUGUUGUAGCUCGUCCAUUAUCUGAUGGUGGUUUAUUAGUUGCCGUUGGUGGAAAAUCUCAUUCUGUCUAUUGGAAAGAAGAAGCUGCUGCUACUAGAUUAUCAGUUGAUGGUAAGACUUGUUUAUUAGAAAUUGAAAAUGAUCCAACUCAAUUAAGAACUCCAUCUCCAGGUAAAUUAGUUAAAUAUUUAGUUGAAAGUGGUGAACAUGUUAAUGCUGGUCAACCAUAUGCUGAAGUUGAAGUCAUGAAGAUGUGUAUGCCUUUAAUUGCUCAAGAAAAUGGUAUUGUUCAAUUAAUCAAACAACCAGGGUCUACUGUUAAUGCUGGUGAUAUCUUGGCUAUUUUAGCUCUUGAUGAUCCAUCUAAAGUCAAACAUGCUAAACCAUUUGAAGGUACUUUACCAGAAUUAGGUGAACCAAAUGUUACUGGUAAUAAGCCAGCUCAUAAAUUUGAAUAUUUUGCUAAUAUUUUGAAAAAUAUCUUGGGUGGUUAUGAUAAUCAAGCUAUUAUGAGUUCUACUUUGAAGAAUUUGGUUGAAGUAUUGAAGGAUAGAGAAUUACCUUAUUCUGAAUGGAAUCAAUGUAUUUCUGCUUUACAUUCAAGAUUACCUGCUAAAUUGGAUGAAUCAUUAACUACAUUAAUUGAAAGAUCUCAAUCUAGAAAUGUUGAUUUCCCAGCUCGUCAAAUUUUGAAACAAAUUAUUAAGGCUGUUGCUGAUUCUCAUGAUGAUUUAUUGAAGGAUGUUGUUGCUCCAUUAGUUGCAAUUGCUACUCGUUAUCAACAUGGUGUGGUUGAACAUGAAUAUGAUUUCUUUGCUGGUUUGAUCAAUGAAUAUUACAAUGUUGAAAGUUUAUUCUGUGGUGAUAAUGUUAGAGAAGAUGAUGUUGUUUUGAAAUUGAGAGAUGAAAAUAAAUCUGAUUUGAACAAGGUUAUUGGUGCUUGUUUAUCUCAUUCUAGAGUCAGUGCUAAGAAUAAUUUAGUGAUUGCUAUUUUGGAACUUUAUCAACCAUUAUUACAAGGAAAUUCAUCAGUUGCUACUUCUAUUAGAGAUUCAUUAAAGAAAUUAGUUCAAUUGGAUUCACGUAGUUGUGCUAAGGUUACUUUAAAAGCUAGAGAAAUCUUGAUUCAAUGUUCAUUACCAUCUAUUCAAGAAAGAUCUGAUCAAUUAGAACAUAUCUUAAGAUCUGCUGUUUUGGAAACUUCUUAUGGUGAAAUUUAUGCUAAACAUAGAGAACCAAAAUUGGAAAUUAUUCAAGAAGUUGUUGAUUCUAAACAUACUGUAUUUGAUGUCUUAUCACAAUUCUUAGUUAAUCCAGAUGAAUGGGUCGCUAUUGCUGCUUCUGAAGUUUAUGUUAGACGUUCUUAUAGAGCUUAUCAAUUGAAUCAAAUCCAAUACCAUUUCCAUGAUCGUUUACCAAUUAUUGAAUGGAAGUUCCAAUUACCAAACAUGGCGUCAUCUCGUUAUAAUGCUGUUCAAACUCCAUCAGGUGAUGAAGAAGCUACUGCUAUGAAACAUGCUGCUUCUGUUUCUGAUUUAUCUUUUGUUGUUGAUUCCAAAUCUGAAAACUUGGCUAGAACUGGUCUUUUGGUUCCAUGUAGACAUGUUGAUGACGUUGAUGAAAUGUUGAUUGCUGCAUUAGAAAGAAUCCACCCAAGUGAUGCCAUUAGUUUCAAAGCUAAAGGUAAAGCUCAAAAGGAUGCUCAAUUAAUGAAUGUUUUGAAUGUUGUUGUUACCAAUAUUGAUGGAUAUGAAACUGAAGAAGAAAUCUUGGGUAGAAUCAAUGAAAUUUUGGAUGAAUAUAGAGAUGAUUUGAUUAAUGCUGGUAUUCGUCGUAUUACCUUUGUUGUUGCUCAUAAAGUAGGUAGUUAUCCAAAGUAUUAUACUUUUACUGGUCCAGAUUAUCUUGAAAACAAGGUUAUUAGACACAUUGAACCUGCUUUAGCUUUCCAAUUAGAAUUAGCCAGAUUAGCCAACUUUGACAUCAAACCAAUUUUCACUGAUAACAGAAACAUUCAUGUUUAUGAAGCUGUUGGUAAGAAAGCUCCAUCUGAUAAGAGAUUCUUUACUAGAGGUAUUGUUAGACCUGGUAUUAUUAGAGAUGAAAUUAGUAUUAGUGAAUAUUUGAUUGCUGAAUCCAAUAGAUUAAUGAGUGAUAUUUUGGAUGCUUUAGAAGUUAUUGAUACUUCCAAUUCUGAUUUGAAUCAUAUUUUCAUCAAUUUCUCCAAUGUUUUCAAUGUCCAACCAUCUGAAGUUGAAGCUGCUUUCGGUUCAUUCUUAGAAAGAUUCGGUAGAAGAUUAUGGAGAUUAAGAGUUACUGGUGCUGAAAUUAGAAUUGUUUGUACUGAUCAAGCUGGUAAUUCAUUCCCAUUAAGAGCUAUUAUCAACAAUGUUUCUGGUUAUGUUGUCAAAUCUGAAUUAUAUAUGGAAGUUAAGAAUGCUAAUGGUGAUUGGGUAUUUAAAUCAAUUGGUCAUCCUGGAUCUAUGCAUUUAAGACCAAUUUCUACUCCUUAUCCUGCUAAAGAAUCUUUACAACCAAAACGUUAUAGAGCUCAUAAUAUGGGUACUACUUAUGUUUAUGAUUUCCCAGAAUUAUUCCGUCAAGCUACUAUUUCUCAAUGGAAGAAGCAUGGUAAGAAAGCUCCAAAGGAUGUUUUCACUUCAUUAGAAUUGAUUCAUGAUGAAAAUGAUCAUUUAGCUGCUGUUGAAAGAGAACCUGGUUCCAAUAAGAUUGGUAUGGUUGGUUUCAAGGUUAUUGCCAAGACUCCAGAAUAUCCUCGUGGUCGUCAAUUUAUUAUUGUUGCUAAUGAUAUCACUCAUAAGAUUGGUUCUUUCGGUCCUGAAGAAGAUGAUUAUUUCAACAAAUGUACUGAAUUAGCUAGAGAAUUGGGUAUUCCAAGAAUUUAUCUUUCUGCCAACUCAGGUGCUAGAAUUGGUGUUGCUGAUGAAUUGAUUCCAUUAUUCCAAGUUGCUUGGAAUGAAGAAGGUUCUCCAGAUAAAGGUUUCAAAUACUUGUAUUUGACUCCAGAAGCUAAGAAGGCUAUUGAUGAUGAUGGCAAAGGUGAUACUAUUGUUACUGAACGUUUUGUUGAAAAUGGUCAAGAACGUCAUGUCAUUAAGGCAAUCAUUGGUGCUGAAGAUGGUUUGGGUGUUGAAUGUCUUAAGGGUUCUGGUUUGAUUGCUGGUGCAACUUCUAGAGCUUAUAAGGAUAUUUUCACUAUUACUUUAGUCACUUGUAGAUCUGUUGGUAUUGGUGCUUAUUUAGUCAGAUUAGGUCAAAGAGCUAUUCAAAUUGAAGGUCAACCAAUCAUUUUAACUGGUGCUCCAGCUAUCAACAAAUUAUUAGGUAGAGAAGUUUAUACUUCUAACUUACAAUUAGGUGGUACUCAAAUCAUGUACAGAAAUGGUGUUUCUCAUUUAACUGCUAAUGAUGAUUUAGCUGGUGUUGAAAAGAUUCUUGAAUGGUUAUCUUAUGUUCCAGCUCAACGUGGUAUGCCAGUUCCAAUCUUAGAAUCUACUGAUCCAUGGAAUAGAGAUAUUGACUACUAUCCACCAAAACAAGAAACUUAUGAUGUUAGAUGGAUGAUUGAAGGUAGAGAGAUUGAUGGUGAAUUUGAAUCUGGUUUAUUUGAUAAAGGAUCUUUCCAAGAAACUUUAUCUGGUUGGGCUAAGGGUAUUGUUGUUGGUAGAGCUCGUCUUGGUGGUAUUCCAAUUGGUGUUAUUGGUGUUGAAACUAGAACUAUUGAAAACUUAAUCCCAGCUGAUCCUGCUAAUCCUGAUUCUACUGAAACUUUGAUUCAAGAAGCUGGUCAAGUUUGGUAUCCUAACUCUGCUUUCAAGACUGCUCAAGCUAUUAAUGAUUUCAAUAAUGGUGAACAAUUACCUUUGAUGAUUUUGGCUAAUUGGAGAGGUUUCUCUGGUGGUCAAAGAGAUAUGUACAAUGAAGUUCUUAAGUAUGGUUCUUAUAUUGUUGAUGCCUUAGUUGAUUUCAAACAACCAAUCUUUACUUAUAUUCCUCCAACUGGUGAAUUAAGAGGUGGUUCUUGGGUUGUUGUUGAUCCAACUAUUAAUCCAGAUAUGAUGGAAAUGUAUGCUGAUAUCGAUUCUAGAGCCGGUGUUUUGGAACCAGAAGGUAUGGUUGGUAUUAAAUAUAGACGUGAUAAGUUAUUGGCUACUAUGGCAAGAUUAGAUCCAACCUAUUCUGAAUUAAAGGCUAAAUUAAAUGACAGUUCAUUAUCUGCUGAAGAACACUCUCAAGUUACUGCUAAGAUUGUUGCUCGUGAAAAGGCUUUGUUACCUAUUUAUGCUCAAAUCUCUGUUCAAUUUGCUGAUUUACAUGAUAGAUCUGGUCGUAUGUUGGCUAAAGGUGUUAUUAGAAAGGAAAUCAAAUGGACUGAAGCAAGAAGAUAUUUCUUCUGGCGUUUACGUCGUAGAUUGAAUGAAGAAUAUGUCUUGAGACUUAUUGGUGAACAAGUUAAGAAUGCUAGUAAAUUAGAAAAGGUUGCUAGAUUGAAGAGUUGGAUGCCAACUGUUGACUAUGAAGAUGAUGAAGCUGUUAGUACUUGGAUUGAAGAACAUCAUGGUAAGUUACAAAAGAAGAUUGAAGAAUUGAAACAUGAAGCUAAUCAUGCUAAUAUUGUCAAAUUAUUACAUGAAGAUCCAAACACUGCUGUUACUGCUAUGAAAGAUUUCAUUGGAACUCUUUCUGAUGAACAAAAGGAACAAUUCCUUAAUAUAGAUGCAUUCAAAGAAUAUGAUGGAAACCUUCCUGAGUCACAACAAGUCAAAGACUAUAUAACUAAUAACUUUACAAUUGGAAACUUUUCAGGUUUUACUGGUGACUUCGACAAGACUCAACUCCAAAGAUUAAGAAAAUCUCCCCUUGUUGAUGAAAUUAGUCCCGAUAUUACAUUGAAAUCAUUUGAUGAUAAGGAACAAGAGGAUGCACCUAAGCAUUUGGCAAGGUUAAGUAGACAAUCAAGAAUGAAGCCAGGAAAGAUUUAUCCCUAUCUUUACGAUGAUCAUUUCACGGGGAAGAAGGUGAAUGCAUAUGUCAUAGAUUCCGGUAUUCAAAUUGGUCAUCCUGAAUUUCAAGGCAGAGCACGAACAGGGAAAGAUUUUACUGGAGAAGGGUCUGGGGAUAUUAAUGGUCAUGGAACUCAUGUGGCAGGAUUGAUUGGGUCUCAAACCUAUGGAGUGGCAAAAAAAGUUGAGAUGUUUGAAGUGAAAGCGAUGAACUCGAAAGGCUAUUCCACAUUAAGUGUGGUAUUAAAGGCAAUUGAAUUUUGUGUGAAUCAUCGUGAAAAAUCACAAAGAUUGGGGGUUGCCAAUUUAUCAAUGGGUGCCUAUAAGAAUUUAAUACUAAACAGAGCAAUUGAAGAAGCAUUCAAUACUGGUCUAGUUAUGGUGGUUGCUGCAGGAAACUCCAAUAUUAAUGCAUGUCUCACGAGUCCAGCUAGUUCGAAAUAUGCAAUCACAGUGGGAGCAAUUGAUGAUUACAAUGAUGUUAUUGCCAAUUUCUCAAAUUGGGGAGAAUGUGUUGAUAUUUUAUCUAGUGGUGUCACAGUCAAAAGUGUGGAUGCCCAUAAUAAACACAAAUCACUGGUACGGUCAGGGACUUCUAUGUCUUCUGCGAUAGUUACAGGGUUGGUUGUUCAGUUGUUAAGCGAAGGGGUGGACCCACCUGACAUCCGAAAGUCCUUGAUGGCAAUGUCUACUGAAGAUAAAAUCCCUGAUAGAUCACUAUUUCUUAAAAGAGGCACACCCAAUAGAAUUGCAGGCAAUGGACUAUUUGUCCCAGAAAAGCAAUACGACCUGGAUGGAAAUAGUUUUGAUUAA
Messenger RNA from Hemisphaericaspora subhashii, 7779 nucleotides. RefSeq names its product acetyl-CoA carboxylase (gene ACC1). The record is from RefSeq and is a predicted model, not a curated record. Gene Ontology annotation, molecular function: serine-type endopeptidase activity; ATP binding; acetyl-CoA carboxylase activity. The transcript has 2 exons. The coding region runs from base 1 to 7779 and encodes 2592 amino acids. NCBI's taxonomy places the organism in Eukaryota, Fungi, Ascomycota, Pichiomycetes, Serinales, Debaryomycetaceae. Gene Ontology annotation, biological process: proteolysis; fatty acid biosynthetic process.